AUGAGUGACAAUCCUUUUGAGACACCUAUUUCAAAAGGAGAGGAUACUGCUGUAUCUAGUGCCACUAACGAUGCUGUGGCAUACGAAUAUUGUCUCAAAUCCGUCGAGGAAACUGCUGAAAAAUUGAGUACAGACGUAAAAGUGGGCUUAUCAUCUCCGCAAGACAUAUCAUAUAGGAAAAGAAUGUAUGGCUUAAACGAAAUGGAAGCAGAAGAAGAUGAACCUCUCUAUUUGAAGUUCGUGAAACAGUUCUAUGAGGACCCUUUAAUUUUGCUUUUGAUCGGAUCCGCCAUCAUAAGUUUCUUAAUGGGGAACAUUGAUGAUGCUGUUUCAAUUACCGUUGCCAUCACAAUUGUCGUCACUGUUGGGUUUGUUCAAGAAUAUAGAUCUGAAAAAUCGCUCGAGGCGUUAAAUAAAUUAGUGCCGCCAAACUGUCACUUAACCAGAAACGGAAGCACCGAAACUUUGUUAGCAUCGAACUUGGUCCCUGGUGAUCUCGUCCACUUUAAUGUCGGCGACAGAAUUCCAGCAGAUGUUAGAAUUAUCGAAUCUAAUGAUUUGUCUAUUGAUGAAAGCAACUUGACCGGUGAGACUAAUCCUAUCAGUAAGAAUGCCCUUACCAUUCCAGCACAAUCAGAGUUCACCAAAAUUCAUAUCAGUGAUUGCAAAAAUAUCGGGUUCAUGGGUACUCUCGUGAGAGACGGUAACGGUUCUGGUAUUGUUGUUUCUACUGGCUCCCAAACCGUUUUCGGUCAUAUUUUUAAGAUGAUGGCUGAUAUUGAAAAGCCAAAAACUCCUUUACAAUUAACCAUGGACAAACUUGGAAAGCAAUUGUCAAUGAUUUCCUUUGGUAUCAUUGCAGUAAUUGGCCUUAUUGGUAUUAUCGAAGGCAAGUCAUGGUUAGACAUGUUUCAAAUUUCUGUUUCUUUGGCAGUCGCUGCUAUUCCUGAAGGUUUACCAAUUAUCGUGACUGUUACUUUGGCACUCGGUGUUUUAAGAAUGGCAUCCCAUCAAGUGAUUGUGAGAAGAUUACCAAGUGUUGAAACUUUAGGCUCCGUUAAUGUUUUGUGUACUGACAAAACGGGUACUUUGACUCAAAAUCAUAUGACAGUUACUAAAAUCUGGGCUCCUCAACAAGAUAUGAUUGACAUCUCUGCUGAAGGAACUCAUCACGGCAGUCAUCACUAUGGAUAUGAUGAGCCAUCUUUUGAGAAAUUUUUGACUGCUGAUGUCCAACAAGUAUUGGAGAUUGGGAACAUUUGUAAUAACUCAAGGUAUUCGUCUGAAAAUGACCGGUAUAUUGGAAAUCCAACUGAUGUUGCUUUGGUUGAAGUGCUAAGAAAGUUUAAGCUUGAAGAUAUUAGAGAUACUAGAAAAAGAGAAAAAGAAUUGUCUUUCAAUUCCGCAAGAAAAUAUAUGGCCGUCACAGUUCAUAAGGGUGAUAAAUCGAAAAAUGAAACAUAUAUUAAAGGUGCCUAUGAAAAAAUCUUGAAUUACUCAACACAUGUGAUUAGCGAUAACAAGGCUGGCAAGGUAUCGAUUACCGAAGAAUUCAAACAAAAAGUGAUCUCUAAGGCUCUUGAAAUGGCCUCUCACGGUCUUAGGGUCAUUGCUUUGGCUAAAAAAGAAGGUGAAAUGGAUUUCAAUAAGGACCCAUCAGGCUUGAAAUUUGGUGGUUUGAUUGGGAUGUAUGACCCUCCUAGGCCAAACGUUCCUAAUGCAAUUGCUCAAUUUGCUAGGGGUGGCGUUCAUGUGAUUAUGAUUACUGGUGAUUCCGAAGGAACUGCUGUAUCAAUUGCCAAACAGGUCGGCUUGUAUAUUCAAGACGCCAGCAGGCAAGUUAUUUCCGGUGAACAAUUAGAUAAUAUGUCUGACAGAGAUUUAAGUAAUGCCAUUCAAUAUGUUAAUGUGUUUGCUAGAAGUACACCUUCUCAUAAAGUUCGUAUCGUCAAGGCUUUACAAAACAGAGGGGAUGUGGUUGCAAUGACUGGUGACGGUGUUAAUGACGCUCCUGCUCUUAAGUUGGCAGAUAUUGGUAUUUCUAUGGGUAAACACGGAACUGAUGUCGCCAAAGAAGCCUCAGAUAUGAUUUUGGUUAAUGAUGAUUUCACCUCCAUCUUGACUGCCAUUGAAGAAGGUAAAGGUAUCUUUUACAAUAUCCAAAACUUUCUUUGUUUCCAACUUUCUACUUCUGUCGGUGCCUUGGGUUUGAUUGCCAUUACUACUUUCUUAAAUUUGCCAAAUCCAUUGAACCCAAUGAUGAUUUUAUUUAUUAAUAUUAUCAUGGAUGGCCCUCCAGCUCAAUCAUUAGGGGUUGAAGCUGUCGACCAAGAUAUUAUGAACCAUCCUCCUAGAUCAAAGCACGAGAAUAUUUUAUCAAAAAGAUUAUUGCAAAGAAUUUCAUUGAAAGGGUUGAUUACCGUUCUUGGUACUAUAUUUAUUUACCUGAAGGAAAUCACCUCCGAUCAUCAGGUUACUAGAAGAGAUACUACUAUGACUUUUGUCACUUUCGUUUCAUUUGAUAUGUGGAAUGCUAUUAGUUGUAAACACAACUUCAGAUCAAUAUUCCAAGUUGGCUUCUUCAAGAAUAAAUUCUUCAACAUUGCUUUGGGCAUCAUUAUCCUUGCAGAACUAAGCAUUGUUUACAUCCCUCUUUUCCAAAACAUUUUCCAAACUGAAGGUUUGAGUUUUGGUGAUUUAGUAUUUAUUCUAUUUGUUACAUCUUCUGUUUUCGUGGCUGAUGAGGUUUUCAAGAUGAUGGUUCCAAACAAUAAUGACAUUACUUUCGCUGGCAAAGCCAAUGCGAUUGUAUAA
Molecule: messenger RNA, 2814 nt
Organism: Saccharomycopsis crataegensis
Lineage: Eukaryota; Fungi; Ascomycota; Saccharomycetes; Ascoideales; Saccharomycopsidaceae
Gene: PMR1
Product: Ca(2+)/Mn(2+)-transporting P-type ATPase PMR1
Exons: 1
Coding region: 1-2814 (937 amino acids)
Biological process (GO): calcium ion transmembrane transport; manganese ion transport; intracellular calcium ion homeostasis
Cellular component (GO): endoplasmic reticulum; Golgi membrane; plasma membrane
Molecular function (GO): ATP hydrolysis activity; P-type calcium transporter activity; ATP binding
Source: RefSeq, a predicted model, not a curated record